GAAAGUGCCAAGGCAGGGUAAAGGUUGGGGUGGGGCGAGCAUUAAGUACACAGGAUUCAGUCCGUGAAGCGCGCCGGCCGGAGGGGAGGAGGGACGGGGCGCGCGCAUCCGGCGUGCACGAGCCCGGAGAGGAGGGGACUCAGGGACCAGUGCGGAGGAGGCGCACUCCCGCAGCUGGGUCCGAGAGGGUAGACGCCGCACUCUGCCAGACAUCAUGGCCCAGGUAGACAUGGAGCAGCUGCGAAGCAGGGGUGCCGGCAAGUCCAUCGCCGUGCUGACCAGCGGGGGAGACGCGCAAGGUAUGAAUGCAGCCGUGCGAGCAGUGGUACGGAUGGGGAUUUAUGUGGGAGCUGACGUUUAUUUUGUCUAUGAGGGUUACGAAGGGCUUGUUGGUGGUGAGGAGUACUUAAAGUUGGCAGAAUGGGACAAUGUUUCCAAUAUCAUCCAACUUGGUGGAACUAUCAUUGGAAGUGCCCGGUGCAAGAGUUUCCGCACCCGUGAAGGACGCCUGGCAGCAGCUUACAACCUGAUCCAACAUGGUAUCAACAAUCUGUGUGUGAUCGGGGGUGACGGCAGUCUAACUGGGGCCAAUAUCUUUCGGACAGAAUGGAGUGACUUGCUGGCUACCCUUGUUCAAGAGGGUAAAAUCACUGAAGAUGCAUCCCAACAAUAUUCCCACCUGAACAUUGUUGGGAUGGUGGGAUCAAUUGACAAUGACUUCUGUGGGACAGACAUGACUAUUGGCACAGACUCUGCCCUGCACAGGAUCAUGGAGGUGAUCGAUGCAAUAACCACCACGGCACAGAGUCACCAGAGAACCUUUGUACUUGAAGUCAUGGGCAGACAUUGCGGAUACCUUGCACUGGUGUCUGCAUUGGCUUCUGGUGCCGACUGGCUUUUUAUCCCAGAGGCCCCUCCAGAGGAUGGCUGGGAAGAUUUCAUGUGUAAGAGACUUGGAGAGAGUCGCAGUAGAGGUUCGAGACUAAAUAUCAUCAUCCUUGCAGAGGGAGCAAUUGACCAGCAUGGAAAUCCCAUCAGCUCCAACUACGUAAAAGAUCUUGUUUCUAAACGUCUUGGAUUUGACACACGGGUCACUGUCUUGGGGCAUGUCCAACGAGGAGGAACACCUUCUGCAUUCGAUCGAAUUCUGAGCAGCAAGAUGGGCAUGGAAGCUGUACUCACACUGUUGGAUGCUUCGCCGGAGACUUCAUCUUGCGUUGUCAGCCUCUGUGGCAACCAGGCCCUGCGGCUGCCGCUGAUGGAGUGUGUGAUGCUGACGAAGGAUGUUCAGAAAGCAAUGGAUGAGAAGAGAUUUGAUGAAGCCAUAACGCUGCGUGGCAGGAGUUUUGAGAAUAACUGGAAUAUCUACAAGCUACUGGCACACCAGAAGCCUUCUGUGACUAAGAGUAAUUUCAAUCUGGCCAUCAUGAAUAUUGGAGCUCCAGCAGCAGGGAUGAAUGCAGCCGUGCGUUCCGCAGUCCGGGUUGGGCUGUCAGCUGGUCACACAGUCUACACUGUUAGCGAUGGUCUAGAAGGUUUCUCCACAGGGCAGAUUAAGGAAGUGAGUUGGCGUGAUGUUGGAGGCUGGACUGGACAAGGCGGGUCGCUGCUGGGCACUAAACGGACACUCCCCGAAAAGUGCAUGGAUAAGCUCGUGCAGCAAAUACGUAACCAUAACAUCCACGCUCUGCUGAUCAUUGGCGGGUUUGAGGCCUUUGUAGCAGCUCUGCAGUUGACCGAGGGGCGGGACCACUACGAGGAGCUCUGCAUCCCCAUCUGUGUCAUCCCUGCCACCAUUAGCAACAACGUGCCAGGAACUGACUUCAGCCUGGGCUGUGACACUGCUGUCAAUGCAGCCAUGGAGACUUGUGAUCGCAUCAAGCAGUCAGCUUCAGGAACCAAGCGCCGGGUCUUCAUUGUGGAGACCAUGGGAGGUUACUGUGGCUACCUGGCCUCCGCCACUGCUCUGGCUGUCGGGGCUGAUGCUGCUUACAUCUACGAAGACCCGAUCAAUAUCCAUGACCUGACGGCCAACGUGGAGCACCUGACGGAGAAGAUGAAGACGACAGUGCAGCGUGGGCUGGUGAUAAGAAAUGAGAAAUGCCACCCACACUAUACCACGGAAUUCUUGUACAACCUGUACUCUGCUGAGGGGAAGGGCGUAUUUGACUGUCGUACCAAUGUGCUGGGCCACAUGCAACAAGGAGGCGCUCCUACCCCGUUCGAUAGGAACUUUGGUACAAAACUGGGUGUGAAGGCUGUGCAGUGGCUUACGGAGAAGCUCCAGGAGUCCUACAGGAAAGGGAGAGUCUUCGCCAACUGUCCGGAGACCGCCUGUGUCCUGGGAAUGAACAGGAAGGCCCUGGUUUUCCGACCUGUCACAGAACUGAAGGGGGAAACCGACUUUGAGCACCGGAUGCCCAAGGAGCAGUGGUGGCUGAGGCUCCGGCCUCUGCUGAAGAUGUUGGCCAAGUACCAGACUGGCUUCGACAACUACAUCACAGGGAAGGUGGAGCACGUGAACCGGAGGAGCCUCAGUGUGGAGUCUGGUUUCUGAGAGAGGCAGCUUGCUAGCACUUUCUCCCCCCCCCCCACCAAUGCAUUUCACCCCUUUACUGUGUCCAACUGUGAACUGGUGUACAAUAGCUUGCUCCUGUAGAGCACAUGAAACUUAGAACAUUCCUUGGUGCUUUAGGCACACUUUCAGACUAAAGGAGUUUUACACCCCAAGUGGUAACAGCAUUGGCCCUGAAGAGGCAAUCUCCCUUGCACUCUUAGAGCAAGAUAUUCUCUCUCCCCUUCCCUCUCCUCAAGUUCUGCAACUACAAGAACUCCAAACAAAGCAAACAGUAUUCUUACUAUUUUUAGUUGAUUGGCUUUUGGUGAAAGUAGUCUAAUGCUUCCACUCAGUGCAAUAACUCGAGUCUGUCUGAAGGGUGAAAGCACAGAGAAAGGAAGUGGGGAUGGUUGGAAUAGUAUUUUUUCAGUCUUUCUAGACAAUCACAUGUGACUGGGAAUGAGUGGGGAGGGGUGCCGAAGACCAAGUCACAAAGUGAGCGUCUUAGCUAACUUCUCCAGUCGUUCAUAGGAAAUGCAAACACAGCACUGAGAUAACUACCUCCCCACAUCUAACCACAGCAAAGCAUUUCCCAAAAAUAAUUGUGAAAGCAUAGCUGUUGUGUCUGUACAUUCUGUGUCAGUCAAUUCUAGUGCUGAAUGCACACUCCUACUUUUAACACUUGUUUUGAGUACACUUAUGUCAACCUCCAAAAUUUACUGAUGUUACUUAAAUUGCCGCUCGAUUGCAAUGAAGGGCCAGGAAGUGAAUAAUACUGAUUCUCAUUUUCAGAAAUGUAUUGAUCCUGGAAUUAAUUGUGGUUGAUUUUACUAGAUUCUUUUAACAACCCCACAUUUAAAAUUUGAAGCUUAACCACAGUUCAUAGCAGGUUUAUCUUAAGAAAGUGUUGUCAAUGUUUCAGAAACUCAGCCGUGGAUUAUUGUUGCAAAUACAUCAUGCAUUUAUCCCAGUGUUUUCAAAUGAAUAAACAUCUGUUAAGUAUUAAGGUGGCAUUUCCCUUUAAGUAUUACUAUAGCAUGCACUGAUCGUGUGGCCAUUCCAGCCAAAGCUAAGUGAACAAGUCCUUUGUGUUGUCACUGUUGUGUUCAAUCAAGGCAAGGUAGCAGGAUGGAUUAUUAUUACUCUGUCCGUCUGGUGGAAAGUGAAAGUCUCCUUUGCCAACUGGUAAACUCGGGUCUGCUUGAUGAAUGCAGGGUGCAACGUAAGCCGUCUGCAACCUUUCAUUAGAGACUGUGCACCAGAGCAUAAAAACAGUUUACCUCCUAGCUGGCUGUCGUUCACCUGCCCCAGAGGGAUCAACACUUGCACGGUGUUGAGAAGUUCUCUGUGGCAAUGUAAUACCUUGAAAUCUCCCAACAAUAAUUCAGUGGCGUACCUUAACUGUCAUAUUCCACCACUUUCAUCAUUGAGUAAACCAUCAUUGGCCAGUGUAUCUAAUAUGUGCAAUGGCUUUCUGUGGGCUCUAUGUAUAUAAAAUUGUCUGCAUCAUGUACUGACAUUGAAAUUUGAACUAGAUAGAUUAUGUCUUGUGAUUAAAUUUAUAUUGC
This is a messenger RNA of Mobula hypostoma (lesser devil ray), 4125 nucleotides long. Its product is annotated as ATP-dependent 6-phosphofructokinase, liver type-like. Gene Ontology annotation, cellular component: membrane; cytoplasm; 6-phosphofructokinase complex. Gene Ontology annotation, biological process: fructose 1,6-bisphosphate metabolic process; canonical glycolysis; fructose 6-phosphate metabolic process. The record is from RefSeq and is a predicted model, not a curated record. Gene Ontology annotation, molecular function: ATP binding; monosaccharide binding; AMP binding. Bases 215 to 2557 code for a protein of 780 amino acids. The transcript is spliced from 22 exons. Lineage: Eukaryota; Metazoa; Chordata; Chondrichthyes; Myliobatiformes; Myliobatidae.